AUGAACAAUCUACAGCAACAGCCAGGUAAUACUAACUCGUGGCAUGCGAUGUAUUCCGUCGGUGAUAGGCAGAAAGUGGUGCAAAUUUUAAGUGGGACGUUGAAAGAGCUUCAGAAUGGAAAUUAUGACGCUCAGAAAGCGGCUAAUAUGGCGCAGGAGUUUGAAAAGUUUACAUUUAUGAAAUCGCAGAGCAGAGAUGAAUAUCUUCGGUUAAUUAAACAGAAGGUGACGCAGCUUCGGGCAGGGAUAAGAAACCCGGCAAAUGGGAAUAACAUGGGGGGAAAUAAUCCGAUGGUGAACCAAAAUAUGGGGCAAAACAUGGGCCAGGGAAUGGGUAUGCAACAGCAGCCAAACAUGAAUUCACAGAACAACAUGAGGCCCCAAAACAUGAAUUUCUUACAGCAACAAGCACAAGCCAGGCAACAAUCGGCUGCUCAAAUUCAAGCGCAAUUGAGAACUGGUAAUAUUCCAAACCAAACUCCAUCACAAACACAACCUGUUCAUCAUAUGCAACAACAGCAACAACAACAACCUCCGCAGCCUCCACAAUCACAACAACCGCAACAACCGCAGCCGCAACAGAACUUACAACCUAACCAACAACAACUUCAUCAAAUUAGUAACAUGAUAAGAAAUGCGCCAAUUCCUCAAGCAUUAUUAUCAAAGAUCCCAAAUUUACCUCCCAACGUGAAUACAUGGACGCAGAUAUUCGAUUGUUUCCAGAAGAAGAUUAUUCCGCAAGCUGCAAUGCCUGUUAUAAAGGAAAUACACAAUACGCAUCUUCAGUUAACAUUGCGCCAGCAUCAACAACAAAAGAUCAAUCAAAUGCAAAGUCAAAGAAUGAAUCAACAACUGCAACAACAACAGCCUCAAUUGCCGCAACAACAACAGCAGCAGCAACAACAGCCUCAGGCGAUGAAUAAUAUGGCAGGUACUGUUAAUAAUUCUAAUAGUAAUACCCCAGUAAUGAAUUCUGGUAACUUUAAUAUGAAUAAUUUGAACCCGCAACAAAAGCAGCAAUUAUUGAGGAGACAAAUGCAACAGAGAAAUGCAAUGGCAGGUCAAAAUCCAUUAAUGCAGCAGCAAGGCCAAGUGCCACCCCAACCACCCCAACCACAACAACCACCUCAACCACAACAGCAGAAACCUCAAAUGGUACAAUCUCCGCCUCAAAAUCCUCAGCAGGGUAAACCGCCUAAUUUUACUAUUACACCUGAUGACAUUUUGAAGUAUAGUUCUGAUGCUAUGAGGUUAUUAACUAGAUUGCAAUCAAAUGGAUCUAUCCAACCAAAUCUUGAUCAAUCACAGAAAGAGAGCUUUAUACGUAAAUAUAUUCAUCAUCAGAAGACUACAAUGUGGAAGCAAGGUCAAGUGACUAAUAAUAUGACGAAUGUGCCAAAUACAACCAAUGCUGGCAAUACAGUUAAUCAAGCCCAAGUUCAACGAAGACUUCAACAGCAGGCUGGAGUUAAUAGUAUGCCUAUGCAAUCUCAGCCGCAACCUCAACCUCUGGCUCCUCUUUCCCAACAGCUGCCCAUGAUAAACAAUAUGCAAAUGGGUAAUCAACAACCUAUGCCUCACUCGCAAAUGAAUAAUCAAAGUUCACCAAUGAUGCAGCAAAGAGCUGUGAAUACUCCCACGAUGCCGAUGAACAACAAUGAUCCUGGUGCUGCUUCAAAGAAGCUGGCGGCGAUGGGAUCAUUAUCUGCUCUAUUACCUCCAUUAACUGAUGAAAUGAAGUUGCAGUUAAGGCAAUUAAUCGAGGAAGUCUCAAGGAACAAUGUAGCGUUGAAGGAUGUUACUAUGUUAUUAUCCCAGCAGGACAAGAACGCAGUGCGUGAUACAGUUGUUAGAAUUUCUCAACAGUAUGCAAACGUGGAUAGUAUUAUAAGUUAUUUUUACAUUAUUACGAGAAAUGUGGAAGGUACUAAAAGAUUGAUUCAAAUGAAGUACAUGACUAAGAAUAUUAUUGAAAAUGUGCAACGAGGCAUCUAUUUAGCGGCGCCAGACUUAUUGGAAAAGUUGAGGUCUCAAUACCAGAAAUAUUUCGAAUACGUUAAAGAACAAUUUGCCAUUAGAAGACAGCGUAUGCAAAGCCAACAACCCCAAGGUCAACCUCCACAACAGCAACAACAACAGUUUCUUAAUAACCAACAAAGAAAUGGUCCAAUACAAAAUCAAAUACCUCAGCAACAGGUUCAAGGCAUGCCCCAACAACAAAAUGGCCAGCCAUUAAUGAAUAUUGGUCCAGUUAAUUCAUGGCCAAAUGUUGCACCACCGAUGCAACAGAGAAACAACAUUGGUAGCAGCCCAAUGAUUCCGAACUCUGUAUCUCCAAUCAUACCAAAGCAAAUGCAUCCAUUCCAAUCUCCUGCUCCUAAUAUAAACACUGCUCCUCCGAAACAAGGGGGGAGGGCCCAAAAUAAGAAAUCAGUUUCGGGUACUACGCCAGGAGCUACUGGAACCGGUAGAAAGAAGUCUAUCAAUAAAAGUAUUUCAUCUGUUGGGGGAAUUCCAACUCCAGCUAAUAAUGCUACCACACCAGCAGCUCUUGCGAAUUCGAUUAAAACUCCAAAUAGUAUUCCAACUCCACAAGUUCCUCCAACACAAAGUAAUAAGAAUACUCCUGCCGAACAACAAUCACCAAGCUCUCAAAUGAAGAAAGCCCCUUCAAAUGCAGGUUUGAAAAUUACGGAAGACACUAUGGGAACGAUAUUCAAUAAUAGUGAAGUGGACCCAAAACUUGCAAAGAGGAGAGAAUUAUCCGAUACAGACCCCGUGAAAUUCUUUUACGCUUCGUUGUCUAAUUUGCUCGACUUCGAUGAUUCGGUAGGCGACCACCAGGGACUUCCAACCCCAGCUCAAUCGUCUUCAUCGACAGGAAGUAAGAUCGGAAUCGCCAAGUCACCUUUAUCUCCAGUUAUCACUUCUAAUGAAUGGACGUGUGAAAUCAAACCUAUGGCAAUAACAUCUUCAUUUAAACAAGUCGACACUAUAAGGGAAUUGACAGCAUCAGAUAUUGUCCAGACAUGUGCUGAUUUAGCGUUAACUGAAGUUGGAGAGUUUUCGAAGAAGGGUAUUAAACGUGAAAAUGAUAAAAUGGAUGAUAGUGAUGAUAUUGACAAUUUAUUCUCCGAUAAGAAGUCUAAGCUUGAAGAUGAUGACUACAAAUUUAUGUACGAGCCAGUCGAGUUUGAUGAAUGGCAAAAAUUCAUGGUUGCCAGCAUGCAAUAA
Molecule: messenger RNA, 3234 nt
Organism: Debaryomyces tyrocola
Lineage: Eukaryota; Fungi; Ascomycota; Pichiomycetes; Serinales; Debaryomycetaceae
Source: the annotation of a GenBank genome assembly